AAUUAACCCCUCGCCAUGCAUGGAAUAGUCUUGAAGAUUAGGUAACCUGCCUCUGCCCAACUCCUCUAUAUAAACCCUAAUUCCUACUCCACGUUCUCAACACACCCCUUUCAAUGGCUUCUUUUACAGUCAGCAGUGUGUUGUUUGUGCUCCUUGUAGUUUUCUCAGGGAGCUCUAAUGCUCAUCUCUCUACUGAUUUCUAUUCUAAGACUUGUCCAAAAGUCCUCUGUACAGUGAAACCUGUAGUGCAAUCUGCAAUUGCUAAAGAGCGUCGGAUAGGUGCUUCUCUCCUUCGUCUGCACUUUCACGAUUGUUUUGUCAACGGGUGUGAUGGAUCGGUACUUCUGGAUGACACUUCUUCAUUCACAGGGGAGAAGACUGCUGGUCCAAAUAACAACUCAAUAAGAGGAUUCGAUGUUAUCGAUAAGAUUAAAUCAAAAGUGGAGAAAGUGUGCCCUGGCGUUGUUUCUUGUGCAGAUAUUUUAGCCAUUGCAGCACGUGACUCUACAGUAAUUCUUGGUGGACCAAGCUGGGAAGUUAAACUUGGAAGAAGGGAUUCAAAAACUGCAAGUUUAUCUGCAGCCAACAGCGGUCAAAUUCCUCCUCCCACAUCUACUCUUAGCAAUCUCAUCAACAGAUUUAAAGCUAAGGGUCUCUCUGCCAAGGACAUGGUUGUUCUAUCUGGAUCACACACAAUCGGGCAAGCAAGGUGCAUAAGUUUCAGAAACCGGAUAUACAAUGAAAGCAACAUUGAUAGCUCAUUUGCUAAGGCUCGGCAAAAGAAUUGCCCUAGGGCCGCUGGCUCAGGAGAUAGGAAUCUAGCUCCAUUAGACCUUCAGACUCCAACCUCUUUUGACAAUCUGUAUUACAAGAAUAUCUUAAACAAAAAGGGUUUACUUCACUCAGAUCAAGUGUUGUUCAAUGGUGGAUCCACCGAUUCAUUGGUUACUUCAUACAGCAAAAAGCCUAAAGCCUUCAGUGCUGAUUUCGCUGCUUCGAUGAUCAGGAUGGGAGACAUUAGCCCCCUCACUGGAUCCAGUGGUGAGAUCAGGAAGAAUUGUAGGAAGCCAAAUUGAAAUUAAAGAAAAUCAUUUUCUGAUUGUUUGAUGGAACUUUUAAGUGUUAAAAAGAGUAUUUCAAGUAGGACUUGUCUUUAUUUUAAUUUGUUUUCCUUCUCCGUGAACAAGUGUAUCACCGUGCAAAUAUGUAACGAUAUUUACUAUGAAUAAGAAGCUCCUCAAAGAUGUUGGCUAGGU
Messenger RNA from Mangifera indica (mango), 1256 nucleotides. RefSeq names its product peroxidase 4-like. Gene Ontology annotation, biological process: response to oxidative stress; hydrogen peroxide catabolic process. NCBI's taxonomy places the organism in Eukaryota, Viridiplantae, Streptophyta, Magnoliopsida, Sapindales, Anacardiaceae. The record is from RefSeq and is a predicted model, not a curated record. The transcript has 4 exons. Gene Ontology annotation, molecular function: heme binding; peroxidase activity. Bases 114 to 1076 code for a protein of 320 amino acids.